Messenger RNA from Opisthocomus hoazin, 507 nucleotides. RefSeq names its product ciliary microtubule inner protein 5 (gene CIMIP5). NCBI's taxonomy places the organism in Eukaryota, Metazoa, Chordata, Aves, Opisthocomiformes, Opisthocomidae. The record is from RefSeq and is a predicted model, not a curated record.
AUGGUGAGUCCCAAAAUGGACAAGCUGACAAGGGGUUCUGGAUUCAGGAGAAACACCUCGGUUAGGUCUUGGCAGCCAGCAACCACACCUCUGGGGCAACCAGUCUCAGCUCCAUCUGUGUCUCUUGGCAGCAGCCAACCCAGAAGACCUGUCGUUGCACGACCGGCUGCUCGGGCCUGGGCAGACGAGCAGGCAGCACUGCAGCAGGACCAGGUUCAACAGGAUAAGAUCUGGAGAGAGUCUGUGGAGGCUGAACAGAGAGGAAGAAAAAUCUGGUACCAGAACUGGAGUUUCCUAAAGGACUAUGACCAAAUGGGUAAGAAAAAGGAGCAGAAGCCACUGCCAAACUAUAUGCCUGUGUUCUCAAGCACACUGCCCAACUCGACCAACCAGACUAUUGGCAGUCGAAUGAACACUGAAUUUGGCAGGGCUCUGGUAAACAUGGAUUACUUCUUCAGCAGCGGAGCACGAAAGAGGAAACUUGAGGGUGAGCUUCAGCCUUCCUAG